AUGAAUUUAAGCAUUACAGACAGUUCAUUGGAGAUUACACGAGCCCAAAGUCACGUUGCCCCGGUUCAGUUGCUCAACUUAGAACUUGGAGACAUCAUGGAACUCGUCAAAAAUCUUUUUUUUCCAUUACUUCUGGUUUCAGUUAUUUUCAUAUCAGGGCCGAAAUCUUCAGAGGGCGCAAGAGUCUUCACCAUCGUCAACUACUGCGGCCAAACAAUCUGGCCGGCGGUAUUUCCCGGUGAAAAUUUCAACGGCGGCGGAUUCACCCUAAAAACCGGGGAGUCCCGCAUAUUCACCGCCCCGGUAAGCUGGUCCGGCCGCAUAUGGGGCCGCACCGGCUGCAAGUUCGACAGCAGCGGCAACGGAUCAUGCGAGACCGGCAGCUGCGGCACCAGCUUCAAGUGCGGCGCCUCCGGCAACACGCCGGCAUCUCUGGCGGAGUUCACCCUGGCCUCACCGGACUUCUAUGACGUCAGCCUGGUGGACGGGUUCAACCUGCCGAUCACGGUGACGCCGAUCAACGGGAGCGGCGGAAACUGCAGUGCCGCCGGGUGUGACGGGGACCUCCGGCCGAGCUGCCCGAAGGAGCUGGCAGUGCGGGGAGGAGGGGGCCGCGUGGUGGGGUGCAGGAGCGCGUGCGACGUGUUUAGCACAGACGAGUACUGCUGCAAAGGGCUGUACGCGAAUCCGGUGACCUGCCAACCGACGUCGUAUUCGAAGAUCUUCAAGAAGGCUUGCCCCACCGCCUAUAGCUACGCUUACGACGAUCCAAGCAGCAUCUUCACCUGCUCCGCCUCCGAUUACGUCGUCUCCUUCUGCUCGUCCAGGAACCAUUCUGCUUGCUCAUACCAUAACGACAAAUUAGUGUGUGCAGCAGCAAGUGGAUUGAGGGUAAAUGGGAUCAAGUGGAUGAUGAUGGCUUUUACAUUGAUCAUCACAACUCUUUGGAAAACUUGUUGAAUUAACCUCAACAUAUAUGUCUAAUGCAACUUUUGAAGGUGUUUUCUAGUUUGGUAAUGUUUUAAACACAAUACAAAUUCACAUCCAAAAUAUAUUAUAGUAUACUAUAUGUUGAUUGGUAUUUGUUCAAAAACAUAUGCACCAAAAUUUCAAGCAUUCUUUAGCUCUCA
Salvia hispanica is the source of this 1130-nucleotide messenger RNA. RefSeq names its product pathogenesis-related thaumatin-like protein 3.5. NCBI's taxonomy places the organism in Eukaryota, Viridiplantae, Streptophyta, Magnoliopsida, Lamiales, Lamiaceae. The record is from RefSeq and is a predicted model, not a curated record.